AUGGAUUGCAAAGAUAUCUCCGCGGAAACUCUGUACGACGUGCUGCACGACAUCGAGUACCGGAAAAAGUGGGACACGAACGUCAUCGAGACUUUUGACAUCGGCAAGCUGACCGUCAACUCAGACGUGGGAUACUACGCCUGGAAGUGCCCGAAACCCCUCAAGAACCGCGACGUCAUCACGCUGCGUUCCUGGCUGCCGAUGGGCAGCGACUACAUCAUCAUGAACUACUCGGUCAAACACCCUAAAUACCCCCCGCGGAAGGACAUGGUCAGGGCUGUCUCUAUCCAAACGGGCUACCUGAUCCAGGCGAAAGGAGCCAAGAACUGCAGCCUCACCUACCUAGCCCAGGUAGACCCCAAAG
This is a messenger RNA of Protobothrops mucrosquamatus (brown spotted pit viper), 364 nucleotides long. Its product is annotated as START domain-containing protein 10-like. The annotation marks the transcript as partial. The transcript has 3 exons. Gene Ontology annotation, molecular function: lipid binding. The record is from RefSeq and is a predicted model, not a curated record. Lineage: Eukaryota; Metazoa; Chordata; Lepidosauria; Squamata; Viperidae.